CUUUCUUGUGUCACUUUUUGGAUAAUGUAUUUAACUAUUUAAUGAAGAUCCUUUUAGUGUGUUAUGAAGUGAAUAGAGUGAGCUGAUGAGGUGAAUUGUAGUUAACAUAAGGUGAGGGUUCUUACUGUAUCUGGUUUUCUAAUAAUCCAGGUCAAUGUUUGUAUGUUUUAUUACCUACAUCUGAGUGAUUGUUGACCGGACAACCCAGAUACUGUUGCUGAUAUAUUACAGAUAGUGUCUUGUGUAACACGAUCAUUCAGCAGACAGCAGAGAAAGACGCGUGUGGUUUAACAUGUGUAUUUUCAAUGGUUAGCGGCAAACCAGAGUGAGAGCAAAUAAGAUACAGAACAGAGAUCAGAGUAUCUGAUCAACUCUGACUACGCUGAUUGGAUUUUUUUUCUUUUUUGACAACAUGGCUGUGCCACCAACAAGGAGGAUUAUCCUCCUUGGGAAAACUGGAGCUGGGAAAAGCAGCCUUGGCAACACCAUAUUUGGAGAGACCGUGUUCAAGACAAACCAGUUGCCUGUCUCACAAAAAAGUGUUUGCCGAGCAGAGUCAAAACUCGUCAAGGGAAGAAACGUAACUUUGAUUGACACACCAGGAUUCUUUGACACAGGCACAUCAGAGGAGGCCAUGCAGUCUGAAAUACUUCAGUGUAUCGUGGAGAGUGCUCCCGGGCCUCAUGCUUUUGUCCUUGUGCUUAAAGUGGAGCAAGUCACAGAUCACGAGAAGGAAGUCAUCUCAAAAAUGAGCCAGUACUUCUCAGAGGAGGCUUUACGAUACACUGCAAUUGUCUUCACUCAUGGCGACCAGCUGCCUGAAGGAAUGAAGAUUGAAGAGUUCGUCAGUCAGAGCGAAGGUCUGAUUGAUCUUGUUAAAAAGUGCGGCGGCCGUUGUCAUGUCAUUGAUAACAAAUACUGGAACCGUCAACCACAGAGUGAAUACAGGAGCAACCAGUUCCAGGUGGAAGAGCUACUCAACACUAUUGACAAGAUAGUGACGGACAACAAAGGUGGUCACUACACAAAUGAGUUACUACAGGCAAUGGAGACGGAAAUGAAUGAAGAGGAAGAACGACUUAGACAGGAAGGAAAUGUAUGUCAGAAAGACACCAGAGAGAAAAGUAAAACUGCUGUCUAUAAGAAGAAUAUUGCCAAAUUCGCAGGCAUCGCAGGUAAAGGGCUGAUGGUGGGGGCACUGCUUGGACCAGAGGCUGCCAUUUUAAUCAGUGCCAUAAAAGGUGUGAGCGCAAUUAGACAAGAAGCGACAAAAGAGGGACCAGGAACAGAGAAGGCAUCAAACGAAGAAACAGCUGCAGAGGGAAAAGGUGCAGUAGAGGAACAAACAGCAGAAACACCAGGUAAAAGAGUACUGACAGCAGUGGUGAAAGGAGCAGAGAUGGCAAAAACAGCAACUGGUUACCUCUCUUUAAUGAAAGUACUUGGAGCAAAAGAUGCACAGGCAGAAGAAACCGCAGAGGGGGAAGAAGCAGCACAACAAGGUGAAACAGCAGCAGAGGCAGUGGAUGGAGCAGCAGUGACAACAGCAGUAGAGGGAAUAGCAGAAGCAUCAGUUGAAGGAGCAGCAGAGGUGGCAGCAGCAGCAGAGGGGUUUGCAGAAGGAAGUGACGCCAUGGCAACAGUGGUGGCAGCGGCAGAGGCAGCAGCAGAAGCCUGUUGCCUUCAGUGAAUGAACCCACUGCUGACAGACACAUGGUGUUGACCUGCUGAUAAGGGCAUCACAUCAGAAGUUGCUUUUAUAUGUUGUUGUAGAAGAAAUGACUGAAUGCAAUACGUGUCCAGACUGUGAGCAAAAAAAAGAAUCAGUAACAUGAUAAUUUCAUAGCUCAAGGACUAAUUAAAUGGAAAUAUUAACUAUUCUCUUUAUAUGUUUCACUUAUUACAUCCUGAAAUUGUAAUUAACCACUUUGUAAUUUAUUUUAUAUUUCUGUCAGUUAAUCAGAUAUAGUCUCUGAACAAGUCCUCAGUGAUCAGGCAGGACACAUUCAAGACGACAAGUUAAUACUCCUACAAGUUUCUAGUAAUAUAGUAGGAAAAAAAUAUUCAUCAUAUCUAACUAAAAAAGGUUCAUCAGUAAUAGAUACAUGAUCAAAUGAGUUUUAGGUAUUGAAUUAAGAAGAUGAGUUUCUGUUCUUUAUGUCUUUGCUGUGCUAAUGUAUGUGUUCCAUGAUUGUUUUUCAUAUAAAUAAUAAAAGAUAUGAUUGUUCA
Molecule: messenger RNA, 2229 nt
Organism: Seriola aureovittata
Lineage: Eukaryota; Metazoa; Chordata; Actinopteri; Carangiformes; Carangidae
Product: GTPase IMAP family member 4-like
Exons: 2
Coding region: 413-1690 (425 amino acids)
Molecular function (GO): GTP binding
Source: RefSeq, a predicted model, not a curated record